UGUAGAAUCUGUCAAGUCUGGACAGUAGCCCGUGCCUGCGUGCAGUUGGAGCCAGCUUGCUCCAGGCGUGAUGGGAAUCCUCUCAUUCCUACUGCUGCCUGCCAUUGAGAGUGACUGGGCUGACUUCAAGUUCUCACAGACUUUGGGCCACAUGCUACUGUGGACAGCUGUGCUGUGUCUGGCUCUUGUGACUGGGACAAGUGCAGCUCUCCCGAAGGCUGUGGUGAAACUUGAGCCUCCAUGGAUCCAGGUGCUCCAGGAAGACAGCGUGACACUGAGGUGCCAAGGGUCCCACGACCUUUGGAACCAUUCCACCCAGUGGUUCCACAAUGGUAGUCCAAUCCCAACCCAGGUCCAGCCCAGCUAUGAGUUUAAGGCCAAGAUCAAUGACAGCGGGGAGUACAGGUGCCAGAUGAUCCAGACCAGCCUCAGCGACCCUGUACAUCUGGGUGUGAUAUCUGACUGGCUGCUGCUCCAGACCCCUCAACUAGUGUUUCAAGAGGGGGAAACCAUCUUGCUGAGGUGCCACAGCUGGAAGAACAACCUUCUGAACAAGAUUAUAUUCUACCAGAAUGGAAAAUCAAAGAAGUUUUCCCAUUUCAGUGGCAACUUGUCCAUUCCAAAAGCAAACCACAGUCACAGUGGUGAUUACUACUGCAAAGCAAAUAUAGGAAAGAUGUCAUAUACAUCACAGUCUGUGGCCAUCACUGUCCAAGGUUUUUCUCCUCCAGGGUCCAAGUCAAGUGACUCUUCAUUGGUAUGGACGAUUGUGGCUGUGGUCACUGGGAUUGCUGUUGUGGUCAUCAUCGUCACCAUAGCAGCCUUAUCUUACCUCAAGCGAAAGUGGACUCCAGCUUUCUCAGGAAACCCUGAGCACAGGGAAAUGGGAGAGACCCUCCCCGAGGAACCAGCCGGUUCCACUGAUCCUGAGGAGGCUGCCAAAGCGGAGGCUGAGAAUACAAUCACCUAUUCACUUCUCAUGCACCCGGAAGCUCCAGAGGAAGGAACAGAGCCUGACUAUGAGAACCAAAUCUAAUCCCCUUUGUCUUGUCCCGGGAUCUGGGGAAGAGAGUCAGAGGUGAGGAUCUGGUGUCUUCUGGCCUGAAUUCUUGGAGUCAAGGGGAUGUUGCAGUUAUGAAGGACUCCUAGAGUACCUACGUGAGUCCUGAAACCAAGAGACAAUGUGGUCCCUGAUGGUUGACUGUACUGCUUCCUUCCAGUCCUCAGCACUUUCCAACAUCGAGACUCUUCUGUUAUAUAUCCACAUAGCCAAUAAAGCUAAUAAAAUUACUGUUAUUAAGAGAUUGUAGCAACAUUGGAAAUCCUUCUGUUACAGGUUACAUAAGAACACUUAUAAGUGCAUAUGAUCUCAGAAAUGAUGAUGUAGACUAACAUAUGAACAUGUUAAAAGUGAUUAUUUCAGGGUGAUGGAAUUAUCAGUGAUUUUUAUUUUCUUCCUAAUUUUUCUAUGAAGAUCAUGUAUUACUUUUAUAAUAAAAUA
Molecule: messenger RNA, 1501 nt
Organism: Castor canadensis (American beaver)
Lineage: Eukaryota; Metazoa; Chordata; Mammalia; Rodentia; Castoridae
Product: low affinity immunoglobulin gamma Fc region receptor II-b
Biological process (GO): positive regulation of phagocytosis; antibody-dependent cellular cytotoxicity; positive regulation of tumor necrosis factor production
Cellular component (GO): external side of plasma membrane
Molecular function (GO): IgG binding; IgG receptor activity
Source: RefSeq, a predicted model, not a curated record